Arvicola amphibius (Eurasian water vole) is the source of this 1773-nucleotide messenger RNA. It is a transcript of the gene Psmc3ip, whose product is annotated as PSMC3 interacting protein. The coding region runs from base 474 to 1160 and encodes 228 amino acids. The record is from RefSeq and is a predicted model, not a curated record. Gene Ontology annotation, biological process: homologous chromosome pairing at meiosis; meiotic joint molecule formation; meiotic strand invasion involved in reciprocal meiotic recombination. Gene Ontology annotation, molecular function: double-stranded DNA binding; recombinase activator activity. NCBI's taxonomy places the organism in Eukaryota, Metazoa, Chordata, Mammalia, Rodentia, Cricetidae. The transcript is spliced from 7 exons. Gene Ontology annotation, cellular component: condensed nuclear chromosome; DNA recombinase auxiliary factor complex.
UACACGCGACACACGGAAACGGGCGCUGUUGAUGCUCCUUUUCCUAGCCACCCUCUGACAGGUGCCCAACGGGCCCUGCGGGUGCGAAAACUAGCCACGCUCCCGGGGGUAUGCCCUGUAACUCUGAGCGGCGCGGGAGCUGGGACCCUGAAGUUUCUUCCCCUUCCCACCCCUGGGCCAAGUUCAGGGUCACGAGUGCUCACAUACGGCAGCUUAAAGUGGAAGGGGCCACUCGGUCCAGCCAGCGCGGAGGCCCAGGACGGCCAGUGACCUGUCGCAAAAGCUGAGGCUCAGUUUCUAGACCGCGCCGGGUGUGGGGCGGGGCGGCCUACGGGGUCCCGGAAGGUUAGGGCGCAUUUCCGGAACACUUCUGCAGCCAAUCAGCGUUAAGACCUUCCUCCUUCACCGGAAAGCGCUGUCUCCCGGAGCAACUAGCCAGACCGCUGUCUUCAGUUUGUUGGCGGGAAAAGGCCAUGAGUAAAAGCCGGGCCGAGGCUGCGGCCGGAGCCCCCGGGAUCAUCCUGAGGUACCUGCAGGAACAAAACCGGCCCUACAGCGCGCAGGACGUGUUCGGAAACCUACAGAAGGAACAUGGGCUGGGCAAGACGGCGGUGGUGAAGGCUCUUGAUCAGCUGGCCCAGCAAGGCAAGAUCAAAGAGAAGACGUACGGCAAGCAGAAAAUUUAUUUUGCCGAUCAGGACCAGUUUGACACAGUGAGUGAUGCUGACCUCCACAGCCUCGAUGCCAAAAUUGUGGCCCUCACUGCCAAGGUCCAGAGCUUACAGCAAAGCUGCCGCCACAUGGAGGCUGAGCUGAAGGAAUUAACAAAUGCGCUGACCACUCCCGAGAUGCAGAAAGAGAUCCAGGAGUUAAAGAAUGAAUGUGCUCGUUAUACAGAGAGGCUGAAGAACAUCAAAGCAGCCACCAACCAUAUCACUCCAGAAGAGAAAGAGGAGGUGUACAGAGACAGACAGAAGUAUUGUAAAGAGUGGAGGAAGCGGAAGAGAAUGACCACCGAGCUGUGUGACGCAAUCCUUGAAGGAUACCCCAAGAGCAAGAAACAGUUCUUUGUAAGUGACGCUUUCUCUUGCUCCCCUGGGAUCUUUGUCCAGAGGACUCCUUCAUUCCUUUCCUUGCCCCACAGGAGGAAGUCGGGAUAGAGACUGAUGAAGAUCAUAAUGUCACACUCCCAGACCCCUGAGGGGCCCUUGGUGGAGUCUGGGAGCGGAUGUCCCGGGCUGGCUGCUUUGUUUAGGUGGCCUUACGGUUUUUGCUGGUCUCCACCUUUGAGUGGUGGGGAGGGAAGUACAAAGCUGGUAAUCAGAAAGAGAUGUUCACGUCCAUUUUGUUGUCCGUAUUACAGAGGCCUCCGCAAGGACUUAGAACAAUCCUAAGGGAAAUUAUCUAGAAUAUUUAUUGUAAUAUAAUUUGAUAUAAAAAUACUUAAUUUCCUCUGGAUUAUCAAACCUCCCAGAUAUCAAACCUGGGGAAGGCAACAGGGAACACUGGGGAGAAAAGUACAGAAAGGUUUUCAUACACCCAUCAUUUGGGAACCCUAAGGCAUCAGCCAGGCCUACCCCCCAGAUGACCUGAGUGUCUCCUGUAGCUAUCCCCAAGUUCUAGGAGGAAUGCAGGCGACACUGGUGCUGGUAGCUGAGCAGACACAGCACACAGAGACGGCUGGCUGCUCGGGGGGUCACUGGGAAUUUGGGGAAACUAACAGAAGCGCACUGUUGGUGUUUAGAAAAUAAAUUCAAAUGUGUUAUGCUGUGA